This is a messenger RNA of Cotesia congregata, 1644 nucleotides long. The record is from the annotation of a GenBank genome assembly. Lineage: Eukaryota; Metazoa; Arthropoda; Insecta; Hymenoptera; Braconidae.
AUGUUUCCUGAAAACGAAAACCCUGCAAUUGAGCAACCAUUCUCUUUUAAAGAAGUAAAGAACUGCCUCAGGAGACUCAAGAGCGGGAAAUCACCAGGCUGCGACGGGAUUCCCAACGAACUCCUGAAAAAUCUUCCUACGAACUGGAUACUAUACAUCCAAGCUAUGUUCAACCGCAUCUUAGAAAUCGGAGAAACACCAGUCUGCUGGUCUGAAGUCGUACUCACAAUGCUACAUAAAAAAGGCGACGUAAAUGAUCCCAAUAAUUUCAGAGGUAUCGCCCUGGUGAAUUGUAUAGCAAAAGUUUUUACACAACUGGUUAACCAGAGACUUGUGUCCUGGGCUGCUGACAACAAUCUGAUACCGGAAGAGCAAGCUGGUUUUUUAAAGGGCCGUGGAUGCCAAGACAAUGGCGCUUCGUGUUUCGGACUAUUUGUUGACUUCCGUAGAGCUUUUGACUCCAUACCCCAUCAUCUUCUUUGGCCCAAACUUCUCAGCAUCGGCCUCAGUAAGAAAAUUGUCAAGAUCCUACGCUGCAUCUACAACAAGACAACACUACGAGUCAGAUCAAACGGAGAUUUCUCUAAACCUGUGAAAGUUACAACUGGGGUACUCCAGGGCGAAACCCUGAGCCCCUUGCUAUUUAUUCUAUUCAUCUCUGAUAUAGUCUCCUUUUUCAGAGACAAAGGCCUAACCGGCCUGCAACUUAAUGGACUACGCGAUCUUUUAAUGCUGCUGUAUGCCGACGACCUGGUCAUCCUGCUCAGAAGACAAAUGGAUGUACUUAAAGCACUAAGAGCCCUUGAGGAUAGGUUCCGCAAGAAACUUCCUAAAUCCUUUAACUACAAGAAUUCUGCAGUUGAAGUUGUCAACUCAUACGUCUAUCUAGGAACAACGGUUACAACAACUGCUACUGGACGACGCGCUGCCUUGGAUGUCGUCAAAAAAUCCAAUGCAGCAUGUAGCGUCUCCCUCGGCAUACUGACUAGACUGCAUGCGGACUCGUGGGCCGGGAAGCAAAAAAUCUAUGGUGCAAUUGUCCGAACAACUCUUCUGUACCUAGCUGGAAUCUGGGGCCUUGAACAUCUUGAAACUAUCGAAAAAGCGCAAGUCGGCUUCUUCAAGAGGUUACUCCAACUACCUCGGUGUACCCCAGGAUACGCCAUACGGUUAGAAACAGGAGUUUCCCCACUCGCCGCCCAAGUCUUUGACGCUGCCCUUCGUUGGACGACGAGGAUUCUAAAAAUGGACAACAACCGACUGCCAAAAGUAUGCUUUUUGCGACUUUUGGAACUAUCGAACUUGGAAAAACAGCAUACAGCAGCAAAUAACCGCCCUCGGAACUGGGUCUCUCAGCUCAGAAGCAUACUUUGCGUCUUGAAACAUGAACACCUCGAUAAAUUAACACCUGCAGUCUGGGAGUCUAAAAGAAAUGACCUGGUUUCUGGUUAUACCAAACUUCUCCAAAAAGCGGACCUGGAGCGAUACAAUAACUCCAGCAGUUGCCAAAUUAUUUUACGACAAGCUCCCAGUUACUCUGCAGCUAAAUAUCUCAAGCGCUGCCCAUAUUAUGCACUCUUAACAUCAAAGCAUAGCUCAGACUGGCCACCGUCCAUGCUUGCAAUCUCACAAUCAACGGAGUAG